This is a messenger RNA of Setaria italica (foxtail millet), 1933 nucleotides long. RefSeq names its product organic cation/carnitine transporter 7. Gene Ontology annotation, molecular function: transmembrane transporter activity. NCBI's taxonomy places the organism in Eukaryota, Viridiplantae, Streptophyta, Magnoliopsida, Poales, Poaceae. Gene Ontology annotation, cellular component: membrane. Bases 336 to 1778 code for a protein of 480 amino acids. Gene Ontology annotation, biological process: transmembrane transport. The transcript has 7 exons. The record is from RefSeq and is a predicted model, not a curated record.
UGCUCACCUGAGUCACCUCACACUCCCCCCGCCUCCCAAACAGACAGCGGCGGACACAGAACAGAGUCCACUCCACGCCCGCCGCCGCCGCCGCCGGCGGCAGGAACGGAGGAGAAGAGUUGCUCGACUCGCCCCUCCGCUCCACGCGCGAGGCUCCUCCAAGUCCACCGGCGCCUCCCGCACCCGCCGCACACCUCGCCCGCCGGUGGCAAUCGGCGAAAAGGAAAGGUUAAUGCACUGGUUGAUGCUGAAACUCCGAUCAGACAGGCAUUGAUAUUUAUCCUAGUCAUCAAAUAAGUAUUGCCAGAUCACUGUGGUUCAUUGGUUCUUCCAAUAUGGAAACAUACACCACGGACAAUGCGCUUACAGCCAUGGGGUUCGGGAAGUUCCAAGCACUCGUCCUUGCAUAUGCUGGAACGGGUUGGGUUGCAGAAGCCAUGGAGGUCAUGCUACUGUCAUUUCUUGGACCAGUGAUGCGGGAAGAGUGGAAUGUCUCUCCCCAAGAUGAGAGUCUUCUAUCGAGUGUUGUGUUUGCUGGCAUGCUAAUUGGAGCCUUUACAUGGGGCUUUAUUUCCGACAGAUAUGGAAGAAGGACUGUUUUAUUGCUUUCAACUCUGCUUACUAGUGGACUGGGUUUUCUAAGCGCGUUAUCUCCUAACUACUUGUGCUUGCUGGUUCUUCGGUUUUUUGUCGGCAUAGGAGUGGGCAGUGGCCAUGUAUUUUCAUCUUGGUUUUUGGAGUUCGUUCCUGCAGGAAAUCGUGGCACUUGGAUGGUUAUUUUUUCCUUUUUCUGGACUAUUGGCACAGUCUUGGAGGCUUCACUUGCAUGGGUUGUACUAUCAGCAUUGAGUUGGAGGUGGUUGCUGGCAUUGAGUGCCCUUCCAUGCUUCCUGUUGCUUCCUUUCUUCAGAAUUACACCUGAGUCACCACGCUAUCUUUGUGCACAAAACAGAAUGUCUGAUGCAACUGCUGUCCUGGAGAGAAUGGCCAAUGCAAACCAAGCAGCUCUUCCUCUGGGAGUUCUCACAUACCAUGGAGAACCAAAAACCGACUGCGUUACUCAUAAUAUUUCUGAGGAUGAACACCUGAUUCCAAUCAGAGAGAAGAAACAUACAGUUGUGAAUGCUAUUUGCUCCAACACUGGUGCUAUUGCUACAUUGCGCACGCUAUUAUCACAUAACUUGCUCAGAUCAACUCUUCUUCUUUGGUUUGUUUACUAUGCAAGUUCCUUCGCUUAUUAUGGGAUAGCAUUGCUGACAUCGCAGUUAAGUGAUGUGAAUAGAAGCUGUAGUUCUGAUCUGAUUUUUGAAAUGCACCAAAAAGAUGGCAAUCUUUACAAAGAUACUUUUAUCACUAGUUUAGCAGAGAUUCCAGGCUUAAUUUUGUCCGCUUUGCUUGUUGAUUGGUUUGGCCGAAAAGCUACAAUGUGCUGCCUGAUGUUUGCAUGCUGUGCUUUCCUUGGACCGCUCGUACUUCAUCAAAAUGAGUUGUUUACUACUACACUUCUAUUCGGAGCUCGUGCCUGUGGCACAGGUGGCACUACAGUUUUAUGUUUGUAUGCUCCAGAGGUGUAUCCAACGUCCGUUCGCUCGACGGGGGUCGGGAUCGCGACCGCCAUCGGCAAAAUCGGCGGGGUUGUUUGCCCUCUGGUCGCCGUCGGCAUGCUGCGGAGCUGCCACCAGAUGGCAGCCAUCCUGGUGUUCGAGCUGGUGCUGUUCCUCGCCGGAGUUGCCUGCAUCCUCUUCCCUGUAGAGACCAAGGGCCGCGAGAUGGACUGACGCAUGGUGUUGAAUCAGGACACUUAGGGCGUCUGGGAUUGUAGUUCAUCAUGAUUCAUCAGUGAUAUCAUGAUUGCAUAUAGACAGCAAAAUACAGAACUGUAUACAUAACAGUUUAUUGGAUGUGCAAAGGGAAAUGAGGGGCUGUUUGGAUA